AUGGCAGCGAGUUUUAAAAUACCAACAAGUCUGAAAAGAAAGGCAAAAAAGGAUCCAGAGUUGCCAAAGUUUGAGUGGAAACUUUUCGAAAAAGAAAAUAAGUUGGGUUGCGGUAUGUUUGGGUCCGUAUACCUAGCAAAAUACAAAGGAAAGACCAGAAGUGGUUGCCAAAAACAAUAAUGUCGAGUCCAUUGACUCGAAAUCCUAUUUCGAGAGAGAAGCCUCACUGUUGAACAGUACAAAAGGCCACAAGAACAUAAUCCGGUUCCUUGAAUUUUCAAUAAUGAUGGACUAAAAUUCUUGCUUCAAUUUUCGCCCGUUUGGAGUUGCAAAAAGUCUUUGCACUCUAGAAAAUUUUGUCCAUUUCGUAGAGGACGACUUUGACUCCUUCACAAACUUGCUGCCAACAUGUGCCAAAGAUGUUGUCGCAGGUUUGAAAUAUUUGCACAACAAGAAUAUCGCUCACCGGGCGAUAUUUGCACAACAAGAAUAUCGCUCACCUGAAACCGGCAGGAAACAUAUGGCUGACUUUGGCUUAAGUCGGUCUCUCGACUUACAAACCAAGUCAUUUUUUAUGUCAAUGAAAUCACCGUUUUGGCUUGCAUUCUUUGGCAUAAAGUAUGUGAUACAUCAUAUACUUGAAAAAGCAUGUACUGAAUGUGAUUAUCUUAAUUCAUAA
Messenger RNA from Paramuricea clavata, 679 nucleotides. NCBI's taxonomy places the organism in Eukaryota, Metazoa, Cnidaria, Anthozoa, Malacalcyonacea, Plexauridae. The record is from the annotation of a GenBank genome assembly.